UCAGGACUUUACUUUCAAAAGACUCAAAGGGUUAUAAAUAAAACCUGGAGGCUGCACUUUCUCCUGGAGCCUCAGUGUCAGUGUUUAUAAGGAAGUAGCUUCUCACUCGAGCACCAGAGUGUCUGUCGUGUCCUGUGAACAGCAGCGAGGAAAUCUCAAACAUGAAAAUCUUAGCAGUUUUUGCUUGUGUACUGGCAGGCUGCCUGGCCAAGAGGCCCCACCCAUGCUCAAGUCCUCCUUUUCUGAGUGGAGCCCUCACUGUGUCCACACAGAAUGAACAGCUGUGGUCCUACAUCCAAUACGAGUAUGAUGCACUGGGACAGAGAAUACGGCUCAAGGAGCUGGGCACCUAUCUCAAUAAGAGCUUCACCUACGAUGCUCUUCUGCUCUACAGAGAGGCUAUCAUGUAUGAGAUUAAUGGCAACAACCGUACAUGCAAGAAAAGGCCUUUGAAGGCAGACUUCCAGCCCAUGGGAAUCCCAAAAACUGCAACUCUGCUGGACCAGGCUGUCUUGGGCAGCUCGUCUGGACCUGGACAGGGACUCCUGAUCAACACUUGGAUUGGAGAUCUGCCCGAAAAGCAAGGAAAGUUCAUGAGCACAGUUACUGAAUUCGGAUGCAUUCCAGUCAGCACUGCGUACCACACUGACAAUUUCGGAUGGAUGGUGACAAGCUUCUUCAACAACAUCAUUGGGAUUUCGGACCCGGAUCAGCUCAACCCUCCGGACUUCUGCCCAGAUGCAGAAAUGAAGGAUGUUACAGAGGAGCCAGUCAACUUCUUCAGCUUGUUCCUUGAAAAAUGAUGAGGACCUCCUUUAACUCAUGUCUCAAACUGUUUUUGUGAUUUUAAAUAAAAAUCUGCAUUGUAGCAUCAACAGAUAACUAAACUUGUCUUUCAGGCAUACACAGUAUUACUUCAUUGAAAAAUAAACCUGCCUCAGUUUUCUUGAACAACAUGCCCCAUGUGAUCAUGACUGUCAAUUACUGAUAAGUAAACAGUGCUAAGUUUUCAUCAAUAAAAAUAUAAGAAUACUAA
This is a messenger RNA of Paralichthys olivaceus (Japanese flounder), 1036 nucleotides long. RefSeq names its product ependymin-like. The record is from RefSeq and is a predicted model, not a curated record. Gene Ontology annotation, biological process: cell-matrix adhesion. Lineage: Eukaryota; Metazoa; Chordata; Actinopteri; Pleuronectiformes; Paralichthyidae. Gene Ontology annotation, molecular function: calcium ion binding. Gene Ontology annotation, cellular component: lysosome; extracellular region.